AAGGAAAGGAGGGAAAGAAGAAAGGGUGAAUGGAGAGAGAGAAAGAGAGAGGGAGAGAGAGGCCUUGGCUUCGCCCAGCAGGGGGCACCCUGGGCCUGCCUUGGGGCUCAGCCCCCUUCCUUCCCUUCUUCCCCCCUUCUCCUCCUCCUCCUUCUUCUCCUCCUCCUCCUCCUUCCUUCCCUCCUUUUUUUCUCCCUCCUUUAAAAAGCCCCGCGGAUCCAGGAGGAGAAGAAGAAGCAGAGGAAGAGAAAGGAAAGGAAGAAGGAGGAGAGGAAGGGGCCAAGAGGAAGAAGAAGAAGAAGAAAGAGAAACACCUGGUUUUGGGUUGGAGUGGUGCCCCUUCCGCACUCCUAGGAAUCACCAUGAAACUCUUGCAUUUUCCCUUGCUGAUGGGAUUGGCCCUCGCUCUCGUUCCUGAGAAGGAGAAGGACCCCAAGUACUGGCGGCGCCAAGCCCAGGAGACCCUCCAGGCAGCCUUGCGCUUGCAGGAACUCAACACCAACGUGGCCAAGAACGUCAUCCUCUUCCUCGGUGAUGGGAUGGGGGUCUCGACGGUGACGGCCUCGCGCAUCCUCAAGGGCCAGCUCCAGAACCAGAGCGGGGAGGAGUCCAUCUUGGAAAUGGACCGGUUCCCUUUCGUGGCUCUUUCCAAGACCUACAACACGAAUGCGCAGGUGCCGGACAGUGCGGGGACGGCCACGGCCUACUUGUGCGGGGUCAAGGCCAACGAGGGCACCGUUGGGGUCAGCGCCGCCGUCACCCGUGCCCAAUGCAACACCACCGCCGGGAACCACGUCACCUCCAUCCUGCGCUGGGCCAAGGAUGCCGGCAAGUCGGUGGGCAUCGUGACCACCACGAGGGUCAACCAUGCCACCCCCAGCGCGGCCUACGCCCACUCGGCCGACCGGGAGUGGUACUCGGACGGGGAGAUGCCCCCGGAGGCCCUCCAGCAGGGCUGCAAGGACAUCGCCCGCCAGCUCGUCGAGAACGUCCCCGACAUCGAGGUGAUCAUGGGAGGCGGGCGCAAGUACAUGUUCCCCAAGAACGCCAGCGACGUGGAAUACCCGGAGGAGGACAAAUACCGGGGGACGCGCCUGGACGGCAGGAACCUCGUCGAGGAAUGGAGGAGGAAGAAGCCCAGCGAGAAGAAGGCCCAUUACGUCUGGAACCUGGCUGAGCUCAUGAAACUGGACCCCAGCCGAGUGGACUAUCUCUUGGGCCUCUUUGAGCCCAUCGACCUGAUGUACGAACUCAACCGGAACAAGGAGACGGACCCUUCUCUGACCGAGAUGGUGGACGUGGCCCUCAAAGUUCUCCAGAAGAACCCCCGGGGAUUCUUCUUGCUGGUGGAAGGCGGGCGCAUUGACCACGGCCACCAUGAGGGCAAGGCCAAGCAGGCCCUGCACGAAGCCGUGGAGAUGGACCGGGCCAUUGGCUUGGCCGACCGCAUGACCUCCACCCAGGACACCCUGACCGUGGUGACCGCUGAUCACUCCCACGUCUUCACCUUUGGGGGAUACACUCCCCGUGGAAACACCAUCUUUGGCCUGGCCCCGAAGGACAGCGACGUGGACAAGAAGCCCUUCACCUCUAUCCUCUACGGCAACGGACCCGGGUUUCGCAUCGUGGACGGAGAGAGGGAGAACGUCUCCGCCACUAAUUUCACCGAUGCCAACUACCAGGCCCAGUCGGCGGUCCCCUUGCGCAUGGAGACGCACGGCGGGGAGGACGUGGCCAUCUUUGCCAAGGGCCCCAUGGCGCACCUGCUGCACGGCGUCCAUGAGCAGAACUACAUCCCGCACGUCAUGGCCUUUGCCGCCUGCAUCGGGGAGAACAGGGACCACUGCCGGUCGGGGGCCCCUCCGCGCGGCCCCUGGGGGACCCUGCAUGCCUCCGCUCUGGCCCUUCUCCUGGCUCGCGGCCUCUUCUGACGGCGCAGCUGCCCGGGCACAAACGGGGGGCCGGUUGGGAGCUGGUCCGCUUUCCAAAAAGACCUGAACCUCGGUUCCCCUUCUGCUCCAAAACUUGUAACUGACCCCAACCAACUCCACCGGCCUCUUUGCCAAAGGCGAGGCCGUUUGCCCAAACAACAGCUGGAAGCACCUGUUGCCGGGAUGGAAAGCUGGCCUUCGGGCAUUCCAGGAUCCGUGCCAAGCCAAACUUUGGAUGCUUGGGGAUGUUUCCCCCGAUAAGAGCAGGUUUGGCUCCGCUCUGCAGGGAUGGCGCUGGAACGUUUCUCCCCCGACGCUUCCCGAUGAUGGGACACUCCGGCUUGUGGUCUCCAAACAACGGAAGCAAAGAAGAUGGAUGGGCGCGCGGGUGGUCUCCCUCUCUUCCUUCUCCUGGUUGCGUUUCGCAGGCCAAGAACUCAUUUGUGUACAAAAGAACCCAACUCUGCCACUUAUUGAUCUCCUUAGAAAUAUCAGCCUUAAUUCAUGCACUCAGGAAGGAAAGAAGGAAGGAACUAAAGAAGGAAGAGGGGAGGAGAGCAGGCUGGAA
Messenger RNA from Anolis sagrei ordinatus, 2499 nucleotides. It is a transcript of the gene ALPL, whose product is annotated as alkaline phosphatase, biomineralization associated. The record is from RefSeq and is a predicted model, not a curated record. Gene Ontology annotation, molecular function: alkaline phosphatase activity. NCBI's taxonomy places the organism in Eukaryota, Metazoa, Chordata, Lepidosauria, Squamata, Anolidae. Gene Ontology annotation, biological process: dephosphorylation. Gene Ontology annotation, cellular component: plasma membrane.